Messenger RNA from Daphnia magna, 5820 nucleotides. It is a transcript of the gene ens, whose product is annotated as MAP7 domain-containing protein 1. Bases 1031 to 4834 code for a protein of 1267 amino acids. Lineage: Eukaryota; Metazoa; Arthropoda; Branchiopoda; Diplostraca; Daphniidae. The record is from RefSeq and is a predicted model, not a curated record. Gene Ontology annotation, cellular component: microtubule cytoskeleton. Gene Ontology annotation, biological process: microtubule cytoskeleton organization. The transcript is spliced from 9 exons.
UCUUUCUUUCCCUUUCUUGUUUUUUUUUUGUGUGUCAGUGCAUACACCAUCCAUCAGCAGGUUCUUUUUUGGCACAGUCAGGGAUCGUAGUGUAGAAGAAGGGCAGGGACAGUCACCGUUAGUUUAGUUGGGCAUGACGUCAUUCAGCCGAUAUGAUGGCCGUUGCUAUAGAGUCCCAUCGAAAUGGGCGAGUUGUUGGUGUUAGAUUCUCUCUCUCUCUCUCUCAUUGGUACCUGUUAGCACAUUUCCACUUGAAUCCUGGCGGCUGUCCAAGAAAACUCGAUUAGAUUUCGAUAUGCGAUGGAGAUGGAAGGUUAAAAAAAAAAAAGGGUUUUAUUCCAGGUUGUUGUGGUCAGCUAAGGCAUGUGUGUAGCGUGUGGUUGAAAUUAACAAGGCGACGGGAGAAUGAAAAACGAAAAAAGGGGCAGCCAGAAAAAUAUCAAAGUACGAGUUUCAUUGCCACCGCCUCCAUUGCCAAAGGCUGCCUGUGCGACUGGGAAAACGUCAGAACAGCUUGGGGAGCUCCGACCAAGUGCUGUUGCUCCGUGUUUUUUUUCUGCUUUGGACCCGCAGUUGGUUCGGCGAUUUCAUUCCAAGUGGACGUGCUUUUUUUACCCUCCUCUCAGACGCGACCAACUCACCAUCCACGAGUCAUCGAUUGUUUUUGUUUUUUACUGGCCCGAACAAGCAACAACAAGAAAUCCUGAUAACUAAUAGGAUUUGUUGCGUGGGGAGGUUGGUCAAAACGCACGCACUUUGAUGGGUUGUUGUUCGUGUUGAAGAAAAGGGUGCUUGAAAGGGGGGGAUCCACCCAUCUCAAGUGUCUCCGUACCAAGUUUAGUUCUCGCCGUAACAACAUCCACGGUAGGGUUGAAGAAACCUGAACUGGAUAGGAUUACGCACUCUGAACGCAGUUCGUGCUGUUCUUUUUUUUUUUAUCGAGUAGCUGUCACCUCCCCCCCCCCCAUUCCGAUCGAACUAAAAAAAAACAAAGGGGUGACGAAAUUUAAGAUCAAAGAAAACCACAAAAAUGAGCGUCGGGGUAGGAAUGGGACUAGGACGGGGUCAUGUGACACUGGGUCACAAUGUUAACCUAAUCAGUAGCAAGACAACCAGUUCUGCAAGCGAUCGAAACGAUGGCCUGGAUGGCAUGAUUGAACACGACCAAAUCAGUCCCACCUGGUCGGUGCAGUGUUGGGACACGUUGGGCGAUCAAGUCGAUCAUUUGAUCCUGUUGCCCGAACGCGCUUUAACGAUGGAUUCGGGUUGGUUGCAAGCGGAUUUGGCCGAGAUUCUGGCUCACUCGGUCAUAGGUCACGGCAGGGGAGACAGUAGAGACUAUUCCCUGACCCCCUUCUUGUCCCACCCACACGAGCGCUCCUCAUUGUCUCAUGACGCCUCCGAUAGUUGGCUAGCUCACAGCAGGAGACGCUCUUUAGACUGGAGCUCGGUCAAUCCUUCAAGCCAACCACAAUCUCCUUUUGUUGCUAUAGCCACAUCACCCGACCCAGGGCAGGAAAGCUGUUCUGCAACAGCCGCAGCAGCAGCAGCGUCGGCUGUCCAGCGGGAGGAGCGCUCCAAAGUGUUGAGAGAGCGACAGAACGAGGAGCGCCAGCGCAAGUUGGAGGAGCUGAAACAACAAGCGUUGGCAACGCAAAAGUUUCGUGAACAACAAGAAGAAGAACGCCGCCGACGAAUGGAAGAGCAGCGCCUACGCGACCUGGAGCGCCGCACCCAGGUCGAGGAGCGCAAAAAGGCCAUCCUGGAAGCGGAACGCGAACGACGGGAGGCCAUGCUACGGCGCAGUGAAGAUCGUGGCAUCCGGCAGGAGACGAAACGCCGCAACGAACGCGGAUCCAUCGCCUUUGCCUUUGGCAGCUCAACGCCGAGGAUGCUGGAGCCGGUAGACAGCUGCUCAAGUUAUUGGGGCUCGAGAAGGGCCACGUCAACCACCAAUGUCAUGUCGGCCUCCAGUCAUGGACGCGUCAUGCUGAAUGAGACAACCGCGCCCAACGGUGGUGGGAACAACAACAAACUCCGGGCCUCUUCAGUCUUUGGACUCGAUCAGAAUCAAGAUGACGAAAGCGACCGCGGGCAACGGCGAAUGAGUCAAGAAGUUGAAUGGGAAAAUAGCCGUCGGGCGUCAGAAGUGAUGACGUCGUCGUCAGUGAGGAAAACUAGCGUUGGCGACACGAUUUCGGCUUUUGGCCAACAACGCCAGCCUCCCGAGGUCUACCACCCGUCGAUCCACCGCCACAACAAUAGGUGGUCGGCUGGUCGACCUCAUACGAGCUCACUCUUUGGUGCUGGAUGUUUCUUUUUAGGCGAUGAUUUGAUGACGCAAUCGACUUCAGCCGUUCAGGGUGGACGAAGGAAGAGGACCGACUUGAUCCCAACGAUCCCAAUCCACCGAGGGGAAGGUGACAGAUCACCACGUUCGCCGCUGUACGGCUCGUCGUCGGGCGCCUCGUCCAGCCGGGGAUCCGUCAAUCGCUCAACAGGUAUGUCGGUCUCGUUGUCGCGACUGGACCAACUGUCGCAGCCGCGUCGUCGACUUUCGCAAAAUCAAUUGCCCUCGCCCUCCACCGCCCCCCUCCAGCCCUUGCACGAAACUGAAAGCCCCCAACAUCCACCAACUACACAAUUAGUCUCCUCCUCCUCCUCCUCCUGCUCUAACAAAUCGGCCACCACCACUACCCGGUCGUCUCGACCCGCAACCCGAAUGCACCCGUCAUCGUCGUCUUCUGCCGGAACGAUUGCAGCACGCAGCAAUCGCAGCAUGUCUAAAAGCAUGUCUCAUUUGGCUCCUGGCCGCCCUUCUCCUUCCAAAGAAAGCGCUUCGUCCGCAACCGACAGAUCGACUACUCCUCACACACCUCGUAAUGGUGCGACAACGACGACGACACGAGCUGAACGAUUGCGCCAAAAAGCGCGUCAGCACGCACCGUCGCAACGCCCUCAUCAUGGUCUUCGCAGUGGAGAUAUAACACCAUCGUCACCGACGAGGCCGUUGAGUGCCUUGAGUCAAGUCAGCAGCGUCAGCACGACCGUGGCCAGCAGUACUGCCAGCGUCAGUGGACACGUCCGAGCACGUACCGCUCCGGCCGGAGGCAGAAAACCGCGUCCAGUGAGCAUAGCCGGAACGGGCAUGUCGCUAAGCGAAGCAGCUCGAGCUUCUCGUGCGUCGCGUGAAAACAUCAACAGCCGCGAGCGCAGUAAAGAAACUAAAGAGAAGGAGAACGAGCGAACUCGACAGACGCAACCGACACCGACAAAUGCAACGCCACGUCCGGCCAGAGCGCGAAGCGCCGACAUGCGUAAAGACAACAAUAACGCCACGCAACAACAGCAAAACAAGAGUCCCGAAGGUAGUGCUCAAUCGCAACAGCAGCCGAGCAACGCCAAACGGCCAAGCCGAGACGCCAGGAAUGCGACGUCGUCGGCCAAAGAUGCUAAAACACCUGUCAAGGCUUCGCUAGUAGAGUCCGCUAAAAGCGCCAAAGGAGCCAAGACGGAUGAUGGGGCGAACAAGUCUAACAAAGCGGCUGCGGCAGCAUCUAAGAAGGCAGACGACGAUGCGGUCAAACCGGAACUGUUGCAGGUGCCACAGGUGCAAGUCAUGGUUUCAGCAGCCGAUGUUCAACUUCAAGAGUCGAAUGAGGCCGAUGUCAAAGUGGAUGAAAGCGAUCGUUCCACGGCUGUUGAUGUUCUACCGGUAGUCGCUGUCGAACCGGAUUUAGUUUCAAUGACGGAGUCCGUGUCCGGAGAUUCACAGGAUGUUGAGAUUCCGCAAAUAAUCAACGACGUUGUCGCUGCGCCGUCGGAAAUGUCGCAUAAUGAAGGACAGGUGUCGGCCGAUUCGAUUCCGUCCGGGUCGACUACACCAUCGGAGACGGGCUCCAUUUCGAGCGAUUCGAUGCCGUCGUCGUUGCAAUCGCUUCAAUCGCGUAAGAUCAUUUCGUCGGAAGAGGAAGCCAAAGCGGCCCUGGCCGAAAAGCGACGUCUGGCCCGCGAGCAGAUGGAACGCGAAGCCGAACGCGAACGCCUUAGAGCCGAAGAGGAACGUCUCAAGGAAGAAGAGCGGCAGAGACAGGAAGAACUGGAGCAAAAACUAGCCGAAGAGGAAAUGAAUCGCAUGGCGCUGGAAGCCCGUCAAGCGGAAGAAGAACGCCUUCAAAAAGCUAUCGAGGAAACCCAGCGCCGUGAAGAAGAGGAGCGCCUCCGCCGGGAGGAGGAAGCUCGCCAGCGUGUCGAAAAGGAACAACAGGAUCGUAAAGCUCGCGAGGAAGCGGAAAAGCUGCGCAAAGAGAACGAGGAGCGUUUGCGUCGCGAGGAAGAAGAGCGGCAAGAGAGGCGAAAGCGGGUCGAAGCCAUAAUGGCGCGGACGCGGGGCAAGAGCAGCGGUCCAGGAUCGAGCAACAACAAAGGCGGCAAUGAGCUCAAUAAUACGGUGAGCAGUGUCCAGUCAACUAGCGACGUGACCAACGUCAGCGUCAUUAACAACAGCAUCAGCCAACCCGAUCUGUUGGGCGAUAUUGUAAAUAAAACAAGCAAUGGCUCAAACGGCGACGACAGCAACAAACAGUUAUCCUUGUCGGCAGACGACGAUUCGCUGAUGGACGAUGACACGACUAAGAAGAACAAUGGCUUCCAUCACCAUCACAAGAAUCAGCAUAUCGACGAGACCGAUUUCUCCUCCUCCCUAGCCAGCACCACCACCACCAGUGAUUUACCCGACAUCUCGAACGUCACCGCCAACGCUGACAGCGUCAACUCGAAUGCCAGUACCAACAACAUAACCGCCGAAGUCGAGCACGUCGAAUUUUUAGCUUGAAAAGUUGACUUUCGACUAUGUAUUUUUCCCUCUUCCUUUUUCUUUUUCUUUUUUUUUUUUUUUUUAUUUUUAAAAACGUCGUUUAUCCAUUUUCUUAAUAUCUUGGUAGACAAAGAAUGAAAGAGAGGGGCUCAGCGCGCUGAGAUUCAGACGGAUCCAAUCACGGCCAUUGUUUUCCUUCAUUUUCUUUUAAAAUAAAAAGAAUUUAUUUAAACGUGAAGAAAAAUCAAAUGUAGAUGAAACGCUCUUCCUCGCUCUGAAUAAGUCUCUCAUUUGUUUUUUGUUUGUUUUUUUCAAUUGGUAACCAAUCAAUUUCUUUUUCUUUCUUUCUUUCUUUUUAAUUAUUAUUGUAUUCCAACAUUUUUGGCCGCGGGCUUUAUUAGCAAAUGAGAAGUUUUUCUUCACGAGGAAGAUUGUGUGCUGAAAAGAGUUGCAGCUGAUUAACUAUUUUCUUCUUUUCCCCUGCGAUCGCGGUCGAUGAGUUUUUAACUAUUUUCAUAAACAUCUGCAUGUCUAUGUUCCGACGAAACUUUUCCCUUACCCUCCUAUCAACUGCCUCCUUUCUGAGAUGUUUAAAGACAUCCUUGAUUCGAUUCUUAUAUACUUUCGAAAUGUAUUUUUCGUCCCUUUAGGUUUCCCCCGCUUUGUCCAUGUUUCUCCUUGCCCUUCCUAGAAGAACCUAUAUACCUUUCAAUGUGUAACAAUGAAGGUGUGUCCGCCCGUCUUACCCCACUCCAUCCCCUUUCUCGUGCGUGUAUCGAGUGCGUAUUUUUUUUUUAUUUUUUUUUUUUUCAUUCAUUUUUUUUUUGUCGACAGGAUUGAAAAGUUUGGAAGUUGUGAUGAGGGGAGAAGUGUCUUUAGAACUUUAAAAAGAUAAAAUAAAACAGGAAACGAGUUCCAAGAAUGAAUUAAUGUGUACAACCUCUUCAAACUCGUUUUUCUCCGGCGUGUUGGAGUAAAAAAUGAAUAAACUCUUGUAAUCUCAA